CAGAUUAUGAUUGGUAUCUAUCAUGUGCUCAUGUGGUAUUUCCUACUGUUAUUGUAUAUGGGACAAAUAAAAGGAGUAUUUGGAACUUAUGAACCUUUAACUUACAAAACAGGGACGGCCUUGUGGGGAGUUAUUUUUGUCCUUGCAGGAGCCUUAACAGUAAAGUCAGCAAAAUAUCAAAGUGGAUGGCUGUUAACCACUGCCUUGGCCCUGAACAUACUCUGCAUGAUUGUUACACUCCUUGGAGCAGGCCUGACAGUAGCUGAGUUGACUACGUUCCAUUCUGUGUCAUACAGGAAUUACGGACAAGCUAAGCUGGGGAGGGAAGUUUCCCGUAUUUUACUGUUAUCCUACCCCCUGGAAUUUGGUAUUGCACUCACGUACUCCAUCUACAGCUGUUCAAAUUUGGGUACAAAACAUGGUGAAAGUUCAGAAACUGUUACAGACAUCGUGGAGAGCAAUUUUUGA
This is a messenger RNA of Nannospalax galili (Upper Galilee mountains blind mole rat), 468 nucleotides long. RefSeq names its product membrane spanning 4-domains A13 (gene Ms4a13). The transcript has 5 exons. Lineage: Eukaryota; Metazoa; Chordata; Mammalia; Rodentia; Spalacidae. The coding region runs from base 7 to 468 and encodes 153 amino acids. The record is from RefSeq and is a predicted model, not a curated record.